Molecule: messenger RNA, 3285 nt
Organism: Rattus rattus (black rat)
Lineage: Eukaryota; Metazoa; Chordata; Mammalia; Rodentia; Muridae
Gene: Rhpn1
Product: rhophilin Rho GTPase binding protein 1
Exons: 15
Coding region: 40-2025 (661 amino acids)
Biological process (GO): negative regulation of stress fiber assembly; signal transduction
Molecular function (GO): protein binding
Source: RefSeq, a predicted model, not a curated record
GCUCGCAGCUUCUCAGGGUCAGCGUCCGAGUGGGCAGCAAUGAUCCUCGAGGAGAGGCCAGAUGGCCAGGGCACUGGCGAGGACAGCUCUCGCCAGCAGGACGACGGCAGCAUCCGUAAGGGCCAUGACUCCUUCGUGCAAAACCAGCCUGGCCAGCUGCAGAGUUACAGGGCUCGGCUCCACCAGCAGAUCAGCAAGGAGCUGCGCAUGCGGACCGGUGCUGAAAACCUCUACAGAGCCACGAGCAACACCUGGGUCCGGGAGACGGUCGCCCUGGAGCUGAGCUACGUCAACUCCAACCUGCAACUGCUGAAAGAGGAGCUGGCAGAGCUGAGCUGCAAUGCGGAUGUGGACCAGCCAGAGGGUGAGAGUGUUACUAUUCCCAUGAUCCCCCUGGGCCUGAAGGAAACCAAGGAGUUGGACUGGGCCACGCCGCUGAAGGAGCUGAUCUCUGAGCACUUUGGAGAGGACGGUGCCUCCUAUGAGACAGAGAUCCAGGAACUAGAAGACCUGCGGCAGGCCACGAGGACUCCCAGCAGGGACGAGGUGGGCCUGGAUCUGCUUGCAGCCUACUAUAGCCAGCUCUGCUUCCUGGACGCACGUUUCUUCAGCCCCGCCAGGAGCCCAGGGCUGCUCUUUCACUGGUACGACUCGCUCACGGGGGUCCCGGCACAGCAGCGGGCUCUGGCCUUCGAGAAGGGCAGUGUACUGUUUAACAUUGGGGCACUCCACACGCAGAUCGGAGCACGGCAGGAUUGCUCCUGCACCGAGGGCACCAGCCAGGCCGCCGAGGCUUUCCAGAGGGCCGCCGGGGCCUUCAGACUCCUGAGAGAGAACUUCUCCCAUGCACCAAGCCCGGACAUGAGCGCCGCCUCUCUCUCCAUGCUGGAGCAGCUCAUGGUUGCUCAGGCCCAGGAAUGCAUCUUCAGGGGCCUCUUGCUGAGGGCCUCCGCCACACCUGACAUCUGUCCAGAUCAACUGCAGCUGGCUCAGGAAGCUACCCAGGUGGCAACCGAGUACGGGCUUGUGCACCGGGCCAUGGCCCAGCCCCCCGUCCGAGACUACCUGCCUGCCUCCUGGACUAACCUGGCACGUGUCAAGGCUGAGCACUUCUGCGCCCUGGCCCACUAUCACGCAGCCAUGGCCCUCUGCGAAAGCUCCUCAGCCAAGGGUGAACUCUCAAGGCAGGAGGACAUCUUCCAGCCCUCAGCUACCUGUGAGCCCCAAGGUCCCACACUGCCGCAGCACCCAGAAGAGCGCAGGAAGCUUGCCAAGGCCCACCUGAAGCGUGCCAUCCUGGGCCAGGAGGAGGCGCUGCGGCUUCACACCUUGUGCAGAGUCCCGCGCAAGGUGGACCUGCUACAGGUUGUGGUGACUCAGGCACUGAGGCGCUCCCUGACCAAGUACUCAGAGCUCGAGCGUGAGGAUGACUUCUUCGAGGCUAUGGAGGCCCCCGACAUCCAACCCAAGACUCAUCAGGCCCCAGAGGUGAGCAUACCUAGCCUGUCGCAGGUGAAGGUGACUGACUUCUUCCACAGGCUGGGACCCCUAUCCGUGUUCUCAACCAAGAAUCGAUGGCAGUUGGUCGGGCCGGUGCACAUGACUCGAGGAGAGGGAGGUUUCGGGUUCACGCUGCGGGGAGACUCGCCAGUCCUCAUCGCUGCCGUUGUCCCUGGGGGUCAGGCUGAGUCUGCUGGCCUGAAGGAGGGUGACUACAUCGUGUCUGUGAAUGGGCAGCCUUGCAAGUGGUGGAAACACGUAGACGUGGUCACGCAGCUGAGGAGCAUGGGCGAGGAAGGCGUGAGCCUGCAAGUCGUGUCCUUGCUGCCCGGCCCCGAACCACGUGGCACGGGACCCCGACGGCCAGCACUGCUGUGGAACCAGAGAGAAUGUGGUUUUGAGACUCCGACGCCUGCACACACCCGACCCUGGCCCAUCCUCGGCUGGAGCCGCAAGAAUAAACAAAGCAAGAGUGGGAGCCACCCUGACCCCUGCACCAACAGGAACUGUGUCACCUGCCCCUGAGCUGGACACCCCGUACCCCUGUGUGCCCAGGGUGGCCGUGGGGGCCAUACUCCUGUGUACACCAUCCUGUAGCCAGCCCCAGCUAGCCAGCUGUGCCUAGCGCAUUGCCCUCUACUCUGGGGGACCAUCAGGCUGCCCCUGCCUGGCUUAGAGAUGUCUAUUAAAAACGCUGGUCAGAUGAGGCGAGUCUGAGUCAGCUACCAGAGCCGUGGCCACUUUACCCCACCAGAGAUCUUCUCAGUGUAGUCCAGAUGCAGUGCUCACACUAUCCUCCUGCAGCAGGCCUCUGGGCCCCUGCCAUGCCCCAUCUACUCUGCGGCUGCCUGACUAUCCUCACAUCCAGUUGCUCUGGGCACGUACCCUUAUGGUCCUAUCCUGACUGCGCCUGGUUCAUAGUAGCCCUUCUGGUCACCACCCUCCCUUGCUGGUUAGUCAGUUUCUCUGUGUGUAAGAUCCCAGCAAAGACAUUUUCUCUCCAGUCCCCUUAUACUCCCCCCAACUUUCAAGCCCCCCUGUCUCCCAUUCCACCUGCACCCAUGCAGGUCCUGGCAAGUUCCUCAGAAAGGUGAGCCCUGGACUCCAGAGGGACAGGAUGGGGGCACCACGUGAGAAGCAGUCCUAAACUGUGCAUGGCUGAAGCCAUGGAGAUGCUCUCCCUCAAAGGCCCUGGAGGUUCAGCAUGGAAACAGAAAGGCUGUAUGUAUCUCUCUGUGGUAGAGAAUGCAAGAAACUCCGGGCUCAGUCCCUGGAACUAGAAAAAACAGAAACAGAAAAAUUAGAUGGGGAGAUUGCUCUCUGUGACCACCAGGGGGCAGUGUCACUCAUUCAUGCAGCCCUAGGAGGCUGCAGUUCCUCCAACCCCCACGAAUCUGAGAAUCCGAGGACAGCCCAGGAAAGAGAAGCGUCCAGCUCGGUACUCAGCAACCCACCCACACUCUCUCAUCCUCCAGCUUCUGCCCAGGGGCUCCCAGGUGAGAGCACCUAGAGUCUGUGCUCCAGGUUGGCCUACACAGUCCAGGGCCCUGCCGCCCAUCACCCUGUGCAGACAUCUGUGUCAAGGUCCAGCGGGUAAAUGUAGUGUUUAAGCACGUGAGUCCGGAAGAUCCAGGUACAGCUUUCUUCUGACGUAGGAGAGGCUCCCAGGGGAUCCAGGAGUGUCCCUUAUCACUCACCUGGGACAAUCUCCAACUCAGCAGAAUGACCAAGGCCACUCAGGCUCAACACUUGCUAAUUUUAUUAAUAAAACUGUACGUCAAGGAA